This is a messenger RNA of Caenorhabditis elegans, 1417 nucleotides long. RefSeq names its product Nematode cuticle collagen N-terminal domain-containing protein (gene col-101). Lineage: Eukaryota; Metazoa; Nematoda; Chromadorea; Rhabditida; Rhabditidae. The record is from RefSeq and is marked reviewed. Bases 350 to 1333 code for a protein of 327 amino acids. The transcript has 3 exons. Gene Ontology annotation, molecular function: structural constituent of cuticle.
AAAGACUACGAUCCUCUAAAAGAAAUCAAUUGAACACCGAACACCAAAGCAAUAGCUUCAAUAGUUGAAUAACAACUUCCUUACUGUCUAUCCUCCACCCUCUAAAUUUCUCAAAAUUGCGGAAGUUUUUUGGACUAAUCUGUGGAAACCGUAUGUUUUUCUCGGCAUGGCAUAACGACAGAGAAACACAGUAGCGACCUUCACAUCAAGAUAUCAUUACUUUUUCGGUUUCCCAGGGCACGCGAGAGACGCAGACGUGUCAAAGUUCCUGGUUCAGCUGGUUGGCUUCCGUGUCUUCUGAUGGGAGACAGUGAAUUUCGGUAUAAAAGGAGUAGAUGGUGAGACCAGAAUGGUACUUGACUUUGUUGUCCAGUCUCCUACAGUAAUAAUGACAUCGGACGAUCCAAAACAAGUCUCAUACGAGACAGAGUCCCUUCGCAAGGUUGCAUUCUUCGGAAUCGCCGUGUCUACUAUCGCCACACUUAUCGCAAUUGUGGCUGUUCCAAUGCUGUACAACUAUAUACAACACGUCCAAUCAUCCCUCCAAUCCGAAGUCGAGUUUUGUGCUCAUCGUUCAAACGGUCUUUGGGAUGAGUACAAGAGAUUCGAAGGAGUAGCUGGAGUCGAAGGACGCAUCAAGCGUAAUGUUUACGAGCGCAAGUACCAUGCUAAGCAACGUCGGCAAUCUUACGGAGAUUCUGGAGCUUCCGGAGGAUUCUCAUCAGGGGGAAGUGGAGGAGGAUCUUGUUGCUCUUGUGGAGUUGGAAGCGCAGGGCCAGCCGGAUCUCCGGGACAAGACGGAGCACCAGGAAACGAUGGAGCUCCAGGAGCCCCAGGAAACCCAGGACAAGAUGCUCAAGACAACCAGCCAGCCGGGCCAGACUCAUUCUGUUUUGACUGCCCAGCUGGACCACCAGGACCAUCGGGCGCUCCAGGACAAAAGGGUCCAUCGGGUGCUCCAGGACAGCCAGGCCGUAGUGGAGGAGCGUCUCUUCCAGGACCACCAGGACCAGCUGGACCACCAGGACCAUCCGGACAGCCAGGAUCCAACGGAAACGCUGGAGCCCCAGGUGCUCCAGGACACGUUGUUGAUGUUCCAGGAACUCCAGGACCAGCUGGACCACCAGGACCAGCUGGACCAGCCGGAGCUCCAGGACAGCCAGGUCAAGCCGGACACGCUCAACCAGGACAACCAGGACCACAAGGAGAUGCUGGAGCUCCAGGAGCGCCAGGACAGCCAGGAUCAGCAGGACAACCAGGAAACGAUGGAGGGGAUGGAGGACAAGGAGCCUGCGAUCAUUGCCCACCACCAAGAACUGCCCCAGGAUAUUAGAUUUUUUAGAAAAUGUUUUGAAAUCGUCUCAAAAAUUAUAAUAAUUUUGGUGAUUUUACCAUUAAUAAAUACUGCCAGCAUCAG